Messenger RNA from Ipomoea triloba (trilobed morning glory), 1160 nucleotides. Its product is annotated as LRR receptor-like serine/threonine-protein kinase EFR. The transcript is spliced from 3 exons. NCBI's taxonomy places the organism in Eukaryota, Viridiplantae, Streptophyta, Magnoliopsida, Solanales, Convolvulaceae. Gene Ontology annotation, molecular function: protein binding. The coding region runs from base 24 to 1022 and encodes 332 amino acids. The record is from RefSeq and is a predicted model, not a curated record.
GCAUAUAUAUCCUUCACAGAUCAAUGGACAGGUGUUUGGUUUUGGUUGUUGUAUUGGUAUCCCUUUGCAUGACAACUCGGGGGGCUGUGGCCUCAGGGGUAUCAAAAUCAAAACCAAAAUCGAAUAGCUCAGCUGCUGCUGAUGAGGCUGCUUUAUUGGCCUUCAAAACAGCAAUUACAUCCGAUCCCUUUGGCAUCUUGUCCAACAACUGGUCUCAUCACACUCCAUAUUGUGAUUGGAUUGGUGUUACUUGUAGCGGUUGGCACCAAAGAGUGACCCAAUUGAAUCUCUUCAAUAUGGGUCUCAACGGCACCAUUCCUGAGGAGAUUGGUGGCCUCUCAUUCCUUUCAACUUUCAACAUCAGCACUAAUAGUUUCCAUGGCCAUAUCCCACAAAGCAUUGGAAUAUUGACCAAACUCCAAAGUUUGGAUCUGUCCUACAACAAUCUCACUGCAAACAUUCCUGCAACAAUAUACAACAUUUCUUCCUUGCAAUUUGUAGACUUGAGAAACAAUGAUCUAUCAGGGACGCUCCCCCGUGGCAUUUGUGAUAACUUCAGGCAGCUACAAGGCUUGUAUCUUUCAGCAAAUCGAUUCAGUGGUGAGAUUCCAUCAAGUCUACCCAAAUGUAUGGACCUUAGAUUUUUUAAUUUAGGAGACAAUGAAUUUCAUGGAAGCAUACCACCUGAAAUUGGCAACUUUUCCAAGCUCGAGUGGUUAAUGCUAUAUGGCAACAACUUGACAGGAGAUUUACCUUGGACAAUCUUCAAUAUAUCAUCAUUAGUAAGGCUUAAUAUUCGCAUGAAUGAAAUCUCUGGAAUCCUUCCAAACGACCUCUGUUAUCAAAUUCCGGAAUUGGAGUAUCUGGAUAUUUCCAAAAACCAAAUUCAUGGAGAAAUCCCUCAAGCUCUAUCUAGUUGCAGGAGACUUCAAGUGCUUUCCAUGUCUAACAAUCAACUCUCCGGAAGAUUCCCUACUCAAAUCUGCAACAUAUCAUCUCUUCAGGAGCUUUAUCUUACUUGACAGGGCACUUGCCAAAGGAGAUUGGGAAGUUGUCAAUCCUUCGAGAGUUUAGAGUUUUUGUAAACCACUUGACUGGUACAAUACCCCAUUCUAUUGGCAAUAUAUCGACUUUGGAGAAUUUUGUUGUUAAUCAAAAAA